Messenger RNA from Trichomonas vaginalis G3, 930 nucleotides. RefSeq names its product multidrug resistance protein YPNP-related family. Lineage: Eukaryota; Parabasalia; Trichomonadida; Trichomonadidae. Gene Ontology annotation, biological process: transmembrane transport. Gene Ontology annotation, cellular component: membrane. Gene Ontology annotation, molecular function: xenobiotic transmembrane transporter activity; antiporter activity. The coding region runs from base 1 to 930 and encodes 309 amino acids. The record is from RefSeq and is a predicted model, not a curated record. The transcript has a single exon.
AUGGGUUAUGCAAUAUUACCUACUCUUAUUCAAGUAGUUGCUAUUGUACUUACAAUUGGAAUUGAUUUUUUAUUUAUUUACGGAUUUCAUGUUACAAUUGGUUGGAUGAGUUUGGCAUCAGUUUUAGGUCCAACACUUGUUUGUUUGUUCAUGUUCAUGCUAUUUGUAUUUAAUAGAUUUUCUGUUAAACCGGUUUGGAAAUCAUUCUUCCAAAAACCGAGUUCUGACUUUUGGGAAGCACUUAAAUUAGCUAUUCCAAUGAUUAUCAUGAUUACUCUUACCUUAUCUUGUCCUAUUGUUGUAUCUGGAUUCUUUGUUCAAGCAGCGAAGAAUAUUAACAAAGAAAAGAUCAUUACUACUGUUUAUUCGACUGCAAACAAAGCAUAUAAUAUGUUAGUUGCAUGUACAACAGGAGCAAUGACAGGUUUUGUUCCAGCAGCAACUUGGGCAUACACUAAAAGAGAUUACUCAAGAGUUACAAAGUUAGCUUUUAAUACUUUGAUUCUUCCUGGAAUACUUAUUGCAUCUGUUUGGCCUUUGAUGAUCUUUAAGCCAAAAACCAUCCUCAAAAUAUGGAUUGAUGAUCAAGAAAUGUUAAGUUGGGCUCCAAAGCUAGCUCCAAUUGUAUUUUACACAAUAGUUUUUGAUCCAUCUUCUUAUAUUUUAUCUAUGCUUUUAUUGUUAACAAAACAUGAAAUUCUUUGUUCUUUAGGUAUGAUUUUAAGGAAUGUUGUCUUAUUAUUAAGUGGAGUAAUUUUGUAUGAAACAAAUAAGUUCAGACCUUGGAAUAUAUUGUAUAGCAGCACAUGUCAAGAUUUAGCAUACUUAUUAACCAAUUUAUUAUGCGUGUUAUUUACAAUAAGAAGGCAGAGAAGAGAAUUAGAUGAUUAUCAGCAAAUUUCUUCUAAUCUUUUAUCAGAAGAAAAUUAA